Molecule: messenger RNA, 2078 nt
Organism: Anopheles stephensi (Asian malaria mosquito)
Lineage: Eukaryota; Metazoa; Arthropoda; Insecta; Diptera; Culicidae
Exons: 3
Coding region: 522-1985 (487 amino acids)
Biological process (GO): tRNA splicing, via endonucleolytic cleavage and ligation
Cellular component (GO): tRNA-splicing ligase complex
Molecular function (GO): RNA binding
Source: RefSeq, a predicted model, not a curated record
UCCAGCAGGAUGUCCUUUUAGGUGCAAGAUGGCUCUCGAUCGGGGUAUUAUAUUUGUUCCACUGAGUCUCGCAGUUACCACUCGGAUACGGACCUCUUCGGCUGCGUUCGAGGGAUAGAUGCUGGAUUUGGGCCCCUUCAUGACCAUGUCAUGAGAAUGGCACCGGACUACUUAGUCCGUAAAAUUCAAAAAAAGACAUAGUAGGCGUGGUAGGAUAAAUAUAAAUGCGGUGUGAAGACUUUACCGUGAGGAUCCCAAGGACUUCUGCAGCAUUAGGCCCGGAUAAGUAAUCAAGGAAGUUGUCCCAGUAAAUGCGCUUGAUUCAGCAGCGUGAUUCGCUAUCCGUUAUGUUCAAAUGAUUUUGAUUUUUAUUUUUUAGUAUCACGGCACACAUGGGGUAAUACCUUGCGUACAUCAACCUUGGUCAAGAUUUGUUUACGAAUGCGACACACUUUGUGAAAAGCAAGGACGCUGCCUUUCCUAUCGACCAGAACGAAAGUAAUACCUACGUAAAAAGUGAUAUGUUUGAACGAUACCUAUCGGCGCUUCAAUAUCCUCGCGUAGGACAGCUCAACAUCGAUGAUCCGAAAGAUUUCCGUAGCUUCGUACUGUGGCUGGAGGAUCAGAAGAUUCGCUUCCUGCCCAUCGAUGGUCGGGAACCACUGAGAAAAAUCAACGCCCCCGUGGAAUGGAAUCAAGCGUACGAGAAAUAUAAGCAGGACAUACGACUGCCGACGCAUCUAAAAACAAAGCAAGAGGAAAUAACGUGGUUGCUGCUGUAUGCGAUCCGGCUCGAGUACACCGACAAUGCGGAACAGUACCGCUCUAUAACGGGAGCUAAGAAGUUGGAAGAGGAGGCAACGAAAUCCAGCGUACCGGAAGUGCAAUCCACCAACCCGUUCGAUGCGUUUGACUUUACCAGCGCGGACUUUGAGGAGGGAUCGUGGAAGCUGGCCGAACGGCUUGGGAUCGCUUACCAUCCGGACCAUCUAGUGUCACUACAGGCGGCCGCCAAAGUAAUUAGCAGUGCGUACAGCAAGGAAGCCCUCAAGGAACAGAUCAUCACGGGGCAACCGUUCCCGAUCGAGCAGGGCAGUGGGGUGGGGCUCGAAACGGACCAAGAUUUGGGCCAGUGUGCAAGGAUAUUGCGCCUGCUACAGAUUCAAAACAUUCGCCAACUGCAAACGACCAUUAACGAAACGAUUGUGGCGGUGCAAAACGUGACGGCGGAUCCGCGGACCGAUACCAGUCUAGAUCUGAAGGAAUUCCGCUCGCUGGUCUCAUGGUUGGAGGAUCAGAAAAUACGCCAUUACACGAUUGAAAACCGGGAAAACUUGAAGCAGAUCGGUUCGGUCGAGGUUUGGGAGGCGGCGUACGACAAGUACAAGAUCGACGUCGGGCUCCCGUACGAGCUGGAAACGCGACAGGAGCAACUGACCUGGCUGCUGCUGCACGCCAUCCGGCUGGAGUAUUCGGACAACGUCGAUACCUACCGACCGCUGAGCGGUGCCCGGAAGGUGGAGGAACAGAAGAAAUCAAACGCACCGGAAGUGAAGUCGACCAAUCCGUUCGAUAGUCUCGAUUUCACCAACGCUCAGUUCGAGGAAGGCGCCCGAAAGCUUGCCGACCGGCUUGGCAUUGCCUACCAUCCCGAUCAUCUCGUAUCGCUGCGUGCGGCCGGUCGUGUGAUUCACGACUGCUUCAACAAGGAAACGCUAAAGGAGCCGCUCAUCGCCGGGCAACCGUUUGUGCUGGUGGGGGCCGCCGAUAGCAGCAAGAGCAACACCAUCACCACCAGCACAACAGGCAAACCACCGCAUACGGACGCCGAGCGGGAUCUGGAAAAGGCGGCCCAGAUACUACGGUUGCUGCAGAUACAGAACAUGCGCUCAAUGCAAACCACGAUCAACGAAACGAUUGUGGCAGUGCAGAACGUUACCGCCGAUCCGAAAACGGACUCGGCACUGGGGAAGGUGGGCGUGUAAGGGGAAGGCAAUACUUGUGAUACGUACAACUGCGUACAUACUUAAACUAUGUUAUAAUUAAUAAAAAUCCGGUCAAUCAUUGUUUCUAUUUAA